UUUUACAGUAUUUCUGUGAAGACUUGAAAGAUGGCUUCAAUGACAACCAUGCUGUGUGUCGCCAUUGUAGUGCUGCAGUUAAUGAUUAGUUAUACCGUGUCCGAAAUGAGCCAAGAAUCGGUGGUUGUAAUAGAAAACGGAAUAAGCGGGGGAGAAAAUAUUUUUUCAUUCUUCUCGUCGCUCGGCGAUGCAGAGAACAGUAAGAUAUUCGACGGUUUGGGGAAGAUGGCAAAUUUUCUUGGUGCAGCUGGAGGUCUUGUGUCUUUUGCCUUGUCGUUUGUUCCAAAAGCUGACUCGGACGAGCUAAAAUACAUGAAGAAAAAGUUUGCCGAAGUGAAUAGGAAGCUCGACAAGAUCACGUUGGAGCUAGAUGACGUGAAGGAUCUGAUCACUUAUGAAAAUCAGCGCGCUGUAUAUGUUGGCUCGGCCAACAAAAUCAAGUUUGCUCAUAAACAAUUGUUAGAGUUUCUGAAUGAGUUGCAGAAUACGUCGUGCACGGACGAGAACACUUGUAAACGCGAGAAGUCAAAAGUUGGAUACAAGUUUGUGAAUGAUUUUGACGUAAAAAAAGACAUCUUCAAAAUAUUGAACGGUGCCGUUAAAACAACAGAAAUAUUCACAGAUCCACUUAUUUCUUUGGUAAAGAAAACAUUCAAAUGUGAUGUCGGCAAGAUAGACCACUUGGUAAAUGGCAUCGUGAAAUUGGCUUUUACGGCGCAGCAAGCGAUUCUGGCACAUGAGAAACUAUUUGGGACUAAAACUAGUAUAACUCAAAGCAUGAAUGUUUGGCUCAAACAACUCUAUGAUCUACGAAGCAGCGUCUAUAUCACCAAAAAGCAGUGUUUUGAUAAAAUUCCAGAAUACAUUAUUCGUGAUAUAAAUGACAAGAAAUAUCAAUUUGAUGUUUCCUCAAAUGUUAAAGCAAAUCGAGAGAUCAAGAAAUUCAUGGAAAAGAAAUACAUCUGGGUUGAUUGGGUAAGUUAUAACUUUUAUGAAAUAUUACGCCUAUAA
Molecule: messenger RNA, 1011 nt
Organism: Paramuricea clavata
Lineage: Eukaryota; Metazoa; Cnidaria; Anthozoa; Malacalcyonacea; Plexauridae
Source: the annotation of a GenBank genome assembly